This is a messenger RNA of Salpingoeca rosetta, 1968 nucleotides long. Its product is annotated as Sec61a1 protein. The transcript has 5 exons. The record is from RefSeq and is a predicted model, not a curated record. Gene Ontology annotation, biological process: SRP-dependent cotranslational protein targeting to membrane, translocation; post-translational protein targeting to membrane, translocation. Gene Ontology annotation, cellular component: membrane; Sec61 translocon complex. Gene Ontology annotation, molecular function: signal sequence receptor activity; ribosome binding; transmembrane protein transporter activity. The coding region runs from base 159 to 1607 and encodes 482 amino acids. NCBI's taxonomy places the organism in Eukaryota, Choanoflagellata, Craspedida, Salpingoecidae.
CGGUGGCAACCCGCAUUUCGCGUGUUUGUGUAUAUCACGCGCCAAGUUUCUACAGCCCGAAAGCUGAACAUUCCGUCAACCGCUUUGUUUCUCGCUUCCCUCCACCACUGCCACUCACUCUGUCUCUGACCAACCACCACCCCCCUAUCGUUGCCGCCAUGACCCGUUUCUUGGAUGUGAUCAAGCCCCUGCUGGCCUUUGUGCCAGAGGUGCAGAAGCCCACAAAGGAGAUCCAGCCCAAGGACAAGCUUCUCUGGACCGCCGUCACCCUCUUCAUCUUCCUCGUCUGCUGCCAGAUCCCCCUCUUUGGCAUCAUGUCCUCCAGCAGCGCUGAUCCUUUGUACUGGAUGCGUGUCAUCCUCGCGUCCAACCGAGGUACUCUGAUGGAGCUCGGUAUUUCGCCCAUUGUGACGUCGAGCAUGAUCAUGCAGCUCCUCGCCGGCGCCAAGCUGAUUGACGUCAACCACAACAACCCGGACGACCAGGAGGUCUUCAACGGCGCGCAGAAGCUCUUUGGCAUCAUCAUGACCGUGGGUCAGGCGGUGGUGUACGUCCUCUCCGGCAUGUACGGCGAGCCCUCAAGCCUCGGCGCGGGCGUGUGCCUGCUCAUUGUCAUCCAGCUGGUCGUCGCCGGUAUCAUUGUGCUGCUGCUUGACGAGCUCCUGCAGAAGGGUUACGGCGUUGCCUCUGGCAUCUCCCUCUUCAUCGCCACCAACAUUUGCGAGACGAUCAUCUGGAAGGCGCUCAGCCCCACCACCAUCAACGCCGGCAACGGCACCGAGUUUGAGGGCGCCAUCAUUGCGCUCUUCCACCUCCUUGCCACCCGCUCCGACAAGGUGCGCGCCCUUCGCCAGGCCUUCUACCGCAGCCACCUGCCCAACCUCUCCAACCUCCUUGCCACCGUCCUCGUCUUCUGCGUCGUCAUCUACUUCCAAGGCUUCAAGGUCAUUGUCAACCUGAAGCACAAGACCGGCGCCACGCAGGAGUACCCCAUCAAGCUCUUCUACACCUCGAACAUCCCCAUCAUCCUCCAGAGCGCCCUCGUCUCCAACCUCUUCUUCCUCUCCCAGAUGCUGCACUCCAAGUUCAGCAACAACUUCAUUGUGCGCCUGCUCGGCUCGUGGCAGGUGAACGAGUACUCCCGCGGCCAGUCCGUCCCCGUGGGCGGCUUCUGCUACUACCUCUCCCCACCGACCUCCUUUGAGCAGCUCACCGCAGACCCGCUGCACACCUUCCUCUACAUUGUCUUCAUGCUUGGCACGUGCGCCCUCUUCUCCCGCCUGUGGAUUGAGGUCUCUGGUGCGUCCACCGGCGACGUUGCCGACCGCCUCACCAAGCAGGGCUUCCACGUCCAGGGCUGGCGUCCCGAGAAGACCAAGGAGCGCCUCAGGUGGCACAUCACCACCGCUGCCGCUUUCGGUGGCCUCUGCAUUGGCGCCCUCUCCGUGUUUGCCGACUUCCUCGGCGCCAUUGGCUCCGGCACCGGUAUCCUCCUCGCCGUCUCCAUCAUCGACCAGAUGUUUGAGUCGCUUGGCGGUGACAAGUCCAGCCGCAAGAAGGCAAAGUCCAUCAAGGACGUUUUUUCCACCCUGCGACAGAUCUUCUAGAGAUGUGACCUCGAAAUGACCGGGGAGGGAAGACAAUGCUUGUGUUGUUGGGUUGUGACGUGUGUGGGAUCUGCUGGGUUUGGGCUGCGUGUGUUCCUGUGAACGUUCAUCCCUGUGUGCGCGCCUGACCCUGUGUGUAUGACUGGCUGUGCACUGUUAUUGCGUUCCAAUGUUCUGUGUGGUUGUGGGUGGUGGCGAGAGUGUGUGUGUGUAUGUGUGGUUCGUGCCCCUGUUGUUGUGCUUGCUUAAGCAUGAUGUGUGUACAUGUGUGUCGGUCGGUCUCUUCCGUUGGUUUCUUUCUGAGGCAGUGCAGUUCAUGUUCUCAGCUUGCACUGCACCCAAUACACAACAGAAGUGACAA